AUGAGCACCCAACUGAAUGAAUCUCAUUCACUUCUGGAAAAGGUCUACCACAACAUGGGAGCAACCAAUGAUCAGAAUAACAAUUCGAACCAUAGUCCCAUCGGUCAGGCUCUUACUACAGGAGAAUAUAUAAAGUACCACCUUCCAACGGUUUUGAGAUUGAUCUGUUCUCAAACACAAGCAGUUCUGGCAACAAUGCCAUUGACGGUCAAUAAGGGCACCUUCUCGACAUCCAACCAUCCCAUUGCUGAUCAAGCUGAAGUAAAGACUGUUUCGUCUGCAGUUGUGGAAGAGAAAACCCAAAGACAUAUUUCGUAUAUGCUUCAAAGGGCAAAAUCUUUGCCAGAAAAGAUAGCUCAACAAAAUCAGAUUUCUCGACGCCGGUCCAGAAAGAGAAACAUUCUUGCAGACUACAAGGCAAUUCACUUAGCUGACAAGGCAAACCUUGAGUCUAAGUUUGGUGAGACUGUCAUUGACCUUCUGGACUAUGACAUGUUAUCUGAUAUUGAGUCAGAUAAGGAGAAAAAUAAAACUAGAUAUACUCCUAGAAAUAGACAUCCCUUGGUAGAUGAAUACUUUACUGUUUUGAAGAAACAGAGACUUGCUAACAAGGAACCAGACGUCAUUGGCAAUUCUGUCUAUCCAAUUAUUUUGAGAAACACCAAGUUAUUAAAUGAGAAAAAGGUGGAUGUUGCUGCUUGA
Molecule: messenger RNA, 702 nt
Organism: Phycomyces blakesleeanus NRRL 1555(-)
Lineage: Eukaryota; Fungi; Mucoromycota; Mucoromycetes; Mucorales; Phycomycetaceae
Exons: 5
Coding region: 1-702 (233 amino acids)
Source: RefSeq, a predicted model, not a curated record